CAGUUUUAAGUGAGUGAGAGUAAAUAUAGAGCAGUAUUGCGUGCAAGAGCAAUACAACAGUGCAGGUGAUCAGUGUGCAAAAAAAGACUGAGAAUUAGUAGUGAACCAUCUCACCCACCAUACAGUGAGUUUGAACUCUUACCUUGAGGCAGGUAUUUCAAAUUACAAGCAACAUUAGAAAUAUCUAUAAAGAAAUGUGAUAAAGAACACUAAGGUUCAUUCCUAAGGCUUGGACAAAAGACGCUGCAGAUUUUAUCCGUCUACAAGUUUUUACCGUUCUGCAAGGAAAAGUAACAUGGUUUUAAAUUUCUUACCAAUAAAGAUCUGCUGAAAAGUGGGGCAUAUUCAACCACUUUUAAUCUAAUACCCCUAAAUAAAAAUUCAGUAAUACAAAUCGCCAUAGAGAGAUGGCUUGGCUCAGUGAUACAGCAGACGCACGAAAUAAAGAGGCUAUAGCCCUUGGAUUCCCUGCCCAACCCGUGCGAUUCAGCGCAUGUCUACCCUGUGCCCUUAUAAAGGCCAUUAGUUCCACAAAAUCUAAAAAAAGACAAAAAUAACCCCCCUUAAUUGCCUCCACCUAAACUGGCAGGAGAGCAUUAUUCAGAGUAGCAGCCAAGAGGCUUAUGGUAACUCUGGAGGAGCUGCAGAAAUCUACAGCCAAGUUGUACUUCACAAAUGUGGGAGGAGUGACAAUAAGAAAGUAAUUUAAAAAAACUUUUGUUUAAAGCCAGAGGACAAACAUGAAAGAAGGUGACAUGGUCAUAUGAGAUCAAAAUAAAAUACAUAAAAAAGAAUCAAAGAUGAUCCAGAUAUGGAUGGAUCUAUACACAGGGCAAUGCUGGAAAAAAACAUGUUAGAGGCUGAAAAAUACUGGAGACUGGAGCGGAGGUUCAUCUCCUAACAUAAUAUUAGUUCAGGGGUGGGAGAUUGAAUAGAAAUGACACGCGUUUUAGAUUUUAUAUGUAAAAAACAAAAGGACAGCUUUUCCUUCUGCUUCUAUCUAUAACAUCAAAUCCCAAUAAAAUACAUAGAAGUUCCAAUUUUGUUGUUACGUGACAAAAUGAGAAAGGGUUUGAACACUUUUGCAAAGCAUUGUUCUUGUCUAAGCUGUUGACAAGUUAGAGCAAGAAAAGGAUGCAUGCAAGACGUUCGGCUUUUCCAGCUUCAGAUCCAGCUGCUUUAUUAAAUGGAUAAAAAGGAAUAGAAAUCAAAUUAUAGGUUCCUUUAGGUUUAGUAAAAUGAAAAAAAUAUAUAUAUAUUUCUUUGGUAAUUUCUCUAAAGAAUCCACGUUAUUUAAGGAAGUAAUACCAGGAAACGUACAGUGAUGCCUGUGUGGUCUUAAGUUUUUUUUUUUUGAUAGCUCCCAUUAAGUCACUAUUCUUGGAUAGGUUUCAGUAAGCUUGUAUCAAACGAACCUCACAUGUCCACAAUCAUUUCAUCUGCUUCUUCUGUGUGCGCUAAUAAAAAAGUAAAGCUUCUUCAUAUCUUUGAAUAAUGCUAGAAAUUUGACAGUCUGCCAUCUGCUGAAGGAAUGUGUGCGUCUGAGCCUCCUGUCUAAACAUGGGACAGUGAGAAGACAUGGGUGGGUGGGAGCAGAUGAUUGGAUUGUCUUCUAAAGCCCCCAACAGGCUCUCAGCUGACAGUUCCUAAGUCAGGAAUCAGGAGAUAAAGAAAACACACAUUCUAAUUAUUCACCUAGGAAGUUCUUUUUAUCUAAAAUGUCCACCUACUGAGCUAAUUCCUUUAUUUUGGUUUUAUUUGGGGUGUGAAGAAGGACUAAGUCAUGCUCUCCAAUCACAGUGUCACAGCUCUAUCACCUUUCUAAUUAUAAACCCGAGCCUUCACCCUCCCAGAAUGGAAGUUUAGCCAGCCCGCUGUGUGGCCUAAAAUUAGCCCCCCAUGCACCCCCUCUAGAAAGAAGCUCCUGGCCCCCAUUGUUAACACACACGCACACACACGCACACUCACAGGGGGAUACUACAGUUUUUACAACUCAUAGCAGCUGUAGAGAAAUCACACUUCUUGGAGGACCUCUCUGUCUUUGCUUCCUUCUUUAUAAUGGAGCUUUAACAUCGCUAUGCUCAUUGGGACUAAAAGCAACUUAAGAUGAAGUCGUUCUGAUCCCUCCUUGCUCGGAGUUUCACGAUGGCCCUGGGCCAGGCUGUCAACAUGAGUCUGAUGGACAUUUCAAAGAUCUUCUCCCUGCUCCAGCCCAAGGAGGAGGACGAGGACGGCGAGCAGGGUCAGGCCUUGAACACUGCCGUGAGCGCUGAAGACACGACUCUGCUCUCUGAGCUCCUCUCUCAGGAAAAAUACAGGAGGUGUAUCAAUGCUCCGAGUGGCUGGGGGGUUCCGGUGACCCCCUUGCGCACCGCCGCUGCUCUCGGACACCUGAAGUGCCUGGAGCUGCUGUUGGAGCACGGUGCAGAGAUAGACAUUUUGGAUGUGAAGGCCCAGACGCCCCUGUUCACAGCUGUGAGUGGGAAACACCUGAACUGUGUGGUGGCCCUGCUGAAGGCUGGAGCAGACCCUAACGGCAGCCAGUACAACAACUGCUCCACGGUGUUGACCGCCGCCCGGGAGGGUGAUGUAGAAACUCUCCGGGAGCUGCUGCGGUUUGGCGGUGAAGUGGACGUCCGACCUAAAGUACCAGAGUGGGCCUCUAAUGCCACAGCCUGCAGAGGGCCCCUGUACAUCUCAGCCGUCUAUGGACACCUGGGCUGCUUCAAGCUGCUACUACUUCAUGGGGCCAACCCAAACUAUAACUGCACAGAUAAGAAGAUGCUGGCCAGGAUCAAGCAACCCAAGACAGUUGUGGAGAUGUGCCUCCGUUACGGCUGCGGGGUGGAGUACAUUCAGCUGCUCAUAGAUUUUGGGGCAGACGUCUACUUACCUACACUCAUUAUUGACAAAACUACGAAGCAGAAUGAAGCUCUGGUGCUGCUGCUCAAAGAGAGAGUUUGUCCCAAAACACUGAUGUCACAGGCUCGGCUGGCAAUCCGAAGGCACAUCCCAUUUCCUGAUAAGGACCCUGCAAUAGACAGUUUGGACAUACCCCUAAUACUGAGGAACCAUUUAAAGCACAGAUACUCUGAACCUGAGUGAUAUUAGUUUGAGUUUGCUGAUUUCUCUGGCCAGCACUGGGAGUUCAAGUUGGAUCGGUUGUCUCCAUUUCUUCUAAUGAGUCACAAAGUUGGAACUGUUGUACCCCUCUGUGAACAAAGAUUUUCACACUCCUUGAGCUUACUCACACUUUGUCGUGUUACAACUGCAAACCUCAAUGUAUGUUAGUCAGAUUUUAAGUGUUAGACCAAAACACAGUAGUGCAUAAAUUUAAAGUGGAAGAAAAAUGUUGCAUGGUUUUCAAAAUCGUUUACAAAUAAAACUCUUAAAGGUC
Messenger RNA from Girardinichthys multiradiatus, 3397 nucleotides. It is a transcript of the gene asb12b, whose product is annotated as ankyrin repeat and SOCS box-containing 12b. The transcript has 4 exons. Bases 2146 to 3105 code for a protein of 319 amino acids. The record is from RefSeq and is a predicted model, not a curated record. NCBI's taxonomy places the organism in Eukaryota, Metazoa, Chordata, Actinopteri, Cyprinodontiformes, Goodeidae. Gene Ontology annotation, molecular function: protein binding.